This is a messenger RNA of Drosophila navojoa, 6476 nucleotides long. It is a transcript of the gene Patronin, whose product is annotated as calmodulin-regulated spectrin-associated protein patronin. Gene Ontology annotation, cellular component: microtubule minus-end. Gene Ontology annotation, biological process: cytoplasmic microtubule organization; negative regulation of microtubule depolymerization; neuron projection development. Lineage: Eukaryota; Metazoa; Arthropoda; Insecta; Diptera; Drosophilidae. Gene Ontology annotation, molecular function: spectrin binding; calmodulin binding; microtubule minus-end binding. The record is from RefSeq and is a predicted model, not a curated record.
AUUUGUAUGAAUCCAAGCGGCUGCUCGACGGCUGAAGUGAAAAUUCCAAGCCAAAGAGAGAAAAAAGAAGCAGAAGAAGGAGAAAAAGAAAGAGAGAGAUAGUGCGAGUACGAGAGCAGAAACCCCAACACAAUAAGGAAAGUGUGGAAAAUACAACAACGACAGCGACAACAACAACAAUCAACUGCUCGGCCAGUGAAGAAAGAAAAGUGAACUGCAAGUGCAGCGGAGACUGGGCGUCGGACAGCCAGUGACAUCCGUUGCCCCCGCUGUUGCAAGUGCAACUGCAACGGCAACAACAAUUUCAUCGAAAGAAUUUUAGUCAAAGCUGUUGGCUCGGUAAAACGGUAAAGUGCAGCGUCAUCAUCGUCAUCUCCCAUCUCCAAGAUGGAUGCCGAAACACAGGAAAUACGACAGGCUCGUCAACGUGCUUCCGUCAAAUGGCUGCUCUCGAAAGCAUUCAACAAUCGCGUGCCAGACAACCUUAAGGAGCCGUUCUAUCGCGAUCACGAGAACCAGGAGCGCCUCAAGCCACAAAUCGUUGUGGAGCUGGGCAAUGCGACGCUUUAUUGCCAAACUUUGUCCAAUUUGUACUCCGAUCCCAACUACCAAAGCUUAAAUCACUGGUCAAUAUUACAGACGCUAGCGCGCAAGGGUGUCCCUGUGGCCGAGUCCUCGGACAUGCCCAUUACCGAAACGGUAUUAAUUCAGACGAAUCCGUUGCGAAUUAACGCCCACAUGUCUGUGAUAGAAUCGCUGAUGGUUUUAUAUGCAAAGGAAAUAUCAUCGGGUGACCGUGUUGUGUCGGCAAUACGAAGAAUAUCUGGUAGCAACUAUCAAGCGCCUCCAGGCCAGUCCUACGAGCAGGGCCUGCUUGCAUGGAUAUCGCAUGCGUGCGCUGCGCUUAAGAAGCGCAUUGUGAAGGAGCUAGAGUCAAGUGUGCCGGAUGAGAUCGGUACGCGUCUGCAGACGCCGGACAUACCGCCAGUGCGGGAUUUUCAGGAUCUGUGCGACGGCAUCUGCCUGGCGCUGCUCAUUUCCUACUACUGCCCCAAGGUGGUGCCGUGGACGAGUGUGCGCAUCAACUAUUUGCCUGCCGUUGAGGACUCCAUACACAACAUACUGCUCGUUAGCAACUUCUCACAAAAGCAUUUGCCAUACGGCGUCUUCCAUAUGACGCCCGAGGAUAUAACAUAUAUGCGAGGCUCAAUGAAACUGAAUCUGGUGUUGCUGUUGACGGAUUUAUUCAAUUUAUUUGAGAUACACCCAGCCAAGUGCGUCUGUUACCCGGGCAUGGAUGGGCAGGAUGUCAUCCAAAGGCGGAGCCAGGGCGCCAAUGAGCACGGAAUCUGCCAUAGACGGGGCCUCACCGUGCAACCCGUAACGCCCAUACCCGACUUACGCAGCGAUCUCGACCAGCCGCCCAUGGGGUCACCCUCGAGUCGGCCGCCGUUUCAAGUUCCGCACACAAAUUCAUUUAGCGUCGGCGUCGGCAGCUUAAAUCGCAGAUCAACUCCGCCCACCGAGUAUCAAACGAUGCAGUCAAAUAACUUUGAUGGCAAUCAGGCCGAAGCCUUCGUCGUGCACAAGUCGCGGGGCAUUACCACACUUUCAUCUAUGCACUCGCAGCAGCAACAGCAGCAGCAGCAGCAACAACAUUAUCAGCUUCAGCAGCAACAGCAACCGCAGUCACAGCAGGAGCCCUUGGUUCCAGCUCGCUUGCGCCAGGCUAAAGAAAAGAACAAUGUCGAGUCGAAGGCAGACGAGAGAGGCGAUUUUGUCGCUGCGGGUCGACCAAGUAACUGGGAUCAGAACCGGCGUCCAAGUUUCGCAGGUCGUCGGUCGCGACGAAACUCCUCCAGCGAAGAUUCGCAGCUGACGAUCGAGAACUUUGGUGGCUCACAGGAUCAGAUAAACACGCUGGGACGCUACGAGCGUGAACGGGACAGAGAGCGAAAGCUAUCGAACACAAGCGUGGAACCUGCCGUAGCUGUGCGAUCUUCGAUUGCAGAUGCUCGUGGCACGUUGCAGCUAGGCUACGAUACGGAUUCGGGAUCCGAAAAACAGGAUCGCGAAACGGAAAAGUAUUCAAUGCGCCGACAGGCUAGCAUCGACAAUGUGCCCACAGCCUCUGCGCAUAACCUGUCCAAUGCGGGCAGUCCGUUGCCGGCGCGUAACAAGCAACAUUCCAUCGACAGGGGGGACUACUCGAACGCCGAGCACUACAAUGACGCCCGUUCGAGUGGCUACGAUCCGGAGAGUACGCCCGUGCGUAAGUCCUCGACCAGCAGCAUGCCAGCGAGCCCGGCUACCUGGCAGUAUGAGACGUGUGACGACGACCUGCGCUCGCUGGAGAAUGCCACCAAGCUGUCGACGAUGCGAAUGAAGCUGGAGGAGCGGCGACGUCGCAUUGAGCAGGAUAAACGCAAGAUCGAAUUGGCAGUGCUGCGGCACCAGGAGAAAGUUUGUCAGGAGGACUUGGAAUCGUGUCCGGACGUCUUGAAGUGGGAGACCAUGAGCAACGAUUCAAAGCGCACGCCAGAAAUGGAUCCAGCCGACAUGGACAAAUACCAACAAAGCAUUGCCAUCAUGAACAUGAAUCUGCAGGAUAUCCAGCAGGAUAUUCACCGGCUGGCCACCCAGCAAAGCCAAAUGCAGGCGCAGCAUUUGCAAGCGCAGCAGCUGAUGCAGGCACAGCAAAUAGCCAACAUGCUGAAUCAGCAGCAAACCUAUGGCUCGCAGCAGCAUCUGGCCGAGCACCAUUACCAGCAGCGACCCAUGCAGCAAAGCUUUGGCUCAUCACCGCAUCUUCCGCAGGCCUUCAAUGCGCCCGUCAGCGCCUACAACUCCCGUCCGCCCAGCCGCGAUCCCUACCAGCAGCAGCAGCAGCAGCAGCAUCAUCCACAUCAGCAGCCCAUGCAAAUGCCUCCGAUGCAGUACGUCAACGAGCACGGCCAGUACAUGUCGCCGCCCGCUCAUUACAUGCAGCCGCAGAGCAUCUACAGCGACAACGGUGGGGCGCCCUACAACAACCACUCGCCCUAUGGAGCGCCCCCGAUGCAACAAUACCAGCAGCAGCAGCAUCCGCAACGCAACAGCGUCUACGAUGAGUACGGGCAGCCGGCCAAUCACUUUUACCUGCAUGAGUCCCCGCCCCAGCCGCUGGGGCACCCGCAGCGUCGCACCUGGGCGCACUCGGCGGCAGCGGCUGCCUACGAGCAACAGCAGCAACAGCAAGCUCAGCAGCAGCAGCAGCAGCCACUGUUGGAUGUGAAUGCCUGGCAAACGCAGAAGAAGAUGCAACAACAACAACAACAGCAGCAGCAGCAGCAAAGCUGGCCAAAUCGGCCACCUUCCAGCGCAGGCGCGUCCCAGGGCUUUGUGCUGCAUCAAAACGGAGGCGGAGGCGGCGGAGAGCUGCAGCACCUGUUCCAAGUGCAAUCGUCGCCGCAGCAUAGCCAGCGCAUGCAUGGCGGUGGCAGCGGCAGCUCGAACGGGGUGCAGCGGCAGCAAUCGCUGACGAAUCUGCGUGACAAUCGCUCGCCCAAGGGCAACAUGGGCCAGAAUAUGGGCAUGGGACAGCCGGAUGACAUGAUGGCGCCUCAAAGUAUUUGCUUCAUCGGCGACGAGGAGGAUGUCGAUGAGCUGGAACGAAAUAUUAUCGAGUCAAUGCAAUCGACUCGCAUUUCCGAUUUUGUGGCGCAGCAGCAGCGUCUGCAUCACCAGCAGCAGCAACAGCAGCAGCAGCAACAGUUGCCGGCGACGCACAGCGGACGCGGCAGCAGCUCUGAGGAUUACGACAGCGGAGAGCUCAUUUCCAAUAAGCUGAACAUCACAAGCGGAAAUCUCACCUACCGCAUACCCUCGCCCUCGCGCCCCUCCAUACAGGCCAACAGCUUUCAGGAUCCGCGUGGCGGUGGUGACAGGAACGGCAGCAGUGAGGAGCAGCGACCCGAGAAGGGCUUCUAUAUAUCGUUCGACAACGACCAGCCCAAGCGGCCCAAGCCGCCUUUGCGCGCCAAAAAGUCGCCGAAGAAGGAGUCCAGCAGGGAUAGUGUGGACAACCAAGUUGUCGUUAAACGUGAAUCGCUAAGUCAACUGCACAACAGCAACAACAUCGCUAUCGAGGAGGCCAAAAGCGCCGCGGCCGCUAGGCACAGCAUUCACAACUUCCCCGGCGGCCAGUCUAACUCACCAGCCGGCAAUGCCACCUACAACAAAUAUACAGACGAGCCGCCCAUCCAGCUGCGCCAGAUCACCACGUCGGGAGCCGAGCCCGAUGCUCAAGAGCGGCGGCACCUCGAGGACCUCACCAAUCAGCCACAGCAACAGCCACAGCCGCUCUCUCCCUCGCGUCUGAGAGCUGAGCACAGUAUCACCAGCGCCGAGGCGGCCAAGAAUAAGGCGUUGGUCAUAGGCGCCGACUCAACUAAUCUGGAUCCGGAAUCUGUUGACGAAAUGGAGCGUCGUAAGGAGAAAAUAAUGUUGCUCUCGCUGCAGCGCCGACAGCAGCAAGAGGAGGCGAAGGCGCGGAAAGAGAUUGAGGCGUCCCAGAAGCGAGAAAAGGAACGAGAGAAGGAGGAGGAGCGCGCACGCAAAAAGGAGGAGCAGAUGGCGCGACGAGCAGCCAUAUUGGAACAACAUAGACUAAAGAAAGCCAUCGAAGAGGCCGAGCGUGAGGGUAAGACUCUGGACAGGCCCGAUUUGCAUGUAAAGCUGCAGCCUCAGUCUUCAAGCACCACGCCUCGUCUUAGACAGCAGCGUGUGACCAGGCCACGCCCCAAAACCAUCCACGUCGACGAUGCCAGUGUGGAUAUCAGCGAGGCUUCAAGCCUAUCCAGUCGGGGAAAGAAGGGCUCGAGCUCAAAUCUAACCGGCUACGGUCAACUAAGCUCCAAUUCAAUGAAAAGAGAUUUUUAUAGGGGCUCACAAGACUCGCUUACAGUAAAAGAAUCACCCGAUGAUUAUCCCAGCACAAGUUCAACUCCGAUUGGACGACGGGGAUCUUACAAAACUUCCAGAGGUUGGUGCUGGGUAACAAAGCCAGCCGUCGAAAGGGGUCGCACUCUAUCGCGUAUAUCAGUUGCUAAGGGCAGCACACUUAAUUUCCGUGGCAGAAAAUCCAAUUCGCUAAUGAAUUUGUGCGACACAGAUUCGGGACUGGGACGGGCCACUCCGCCGCGACGCGCUCCGUCACCAGGAAUGGCGGCAUCAGGUAGGCAUAUGCCAUCUCCCUCUGGACCAGGCUCUUUGCCGCCAGGUUUGAUAUCGAAGCGUCGCGGAUUUGAUGAUGGAUCAAGCGAUACGUCUUUAACUGUGAAUGCUAACAUGGAAUACUCGGGUCCAAAACUCUACAAACAACCAGCGGCCAAAUCGAAUCGCGGCAUUAUUCUAAAUGCCGUUGAGUACUGUGUGUUUCCCGGCGCCGUCAAUCGGGAGGCCAAGCAGAAAGUGCUCGAGAAGAUUGCGCGCUCUGAAGCCAAACACUUUCUUGUCCUCUUCCGGGAUGCGGGCUGUCAAUUCCGGGCCCUCUACAGUUACUUGCCCGAAACGGAUCAAGUAACGAAGCUGUACGGCACGGGACCUAGUCAAGUCGACGAAGUCAUGUUCGAUAAAUUCUUCAAAUACAACUCAGGUGGUAAAUGCUUCUCGCAGGUGCACACAAAGCAUCUGACCGUUACGAUAGACGCCUUCACAAUACACAAUUCCCUGUGGCAGGGCAAGCGGGUACAGUUGCCCAGCAAAAAGGACAUGGCGCUUGUGAUUUAAGCCGAAGUACGAAGCUACUUUGCCCAUGGCUAACUAUUCUGCAACUUUGAAUCAUCUGCGAAAGCAAAACGAAUUAAAAGUUUUUACUACGACACCAAGAGAGUGCACUAGUGCUUGGGUUUUGGGGCAGGACUCUGUGGCAAGGUCAGGGUCAGGAUUAGAGUCGGGCUCUGGGUCUGGGUCAGGGUCAGGGUAUGACAUAUAAUGGCUUAAUAACUAAUUGCACACGUUUGAGCGACAGCAACAAAUUGGAAUUUACAAAAAUAUAUUGUAUUUAUAUUAAUACAAUGCGAUAAGAUAUUUAACUUGAAUGUAUACACCAUAAUAAUAGAAAAAAAACAAAACAAAAACAAAUCGAUCAAUAGAAAAACCUCCCGAUAUAAGAGCCAAAAUAAAAUCCAGCGGAUGAUAGCUUACAAUUUUUUUGUCACACACACACACAUACACACAUGAACACAUUUACACACAACACACAUACAGAGAUAAUUCAAAGAUAAUGAACAAGAGAUAUUGUAGAAAAUCCUUAUUUUAUUAAUUUGUUUUAAAUUGUUAUGAAGUUUUUUAUGCGAAAUAUUGUUGUUUCGCCCCGAAAAUUGUGAAUGGGGGGCCAAGAACAAAGAAUUCGCCAGUCGACACUAAUUUUAACGCCACUAGCUAUUUAUUUGUAAGACUAAUUAAUAUAUACUUUUUAUGCAAACUUAAAAAGG